AUGGAAGUGGGAGCUCUGGUAAGCAGAAUAAACUCCUCACACAAAUCCGGCUACACAGAAGGUGGGAGCUUUGGGUGCUCCGCAACGGGGUGUCUCGCCCGCUCUGUGCCAAGCAAUGGUCUCUGUUUGCCAGCCAAUCAGCAACUCGCGUUAUCGACAGUUCUGUCGACAGUUUAUCGACAGUUUUCUGCUUCAGGCCAAUCAGCAGUUUGGAUUGUCGACAGUUUUCUGGGCCAAUCAGCAGCUCGGAUUAUCUACAGUUUUUUGAACUACGGCAGCAACGAGAGUGUUUUCACUGACUCCAGGCGUUGCAGCAGAGGGACGACCACUGGCACCAGCGGCGGCAGCGGGCUCAGCAGCGGCGGCGGAAGCGGUGGCAGUGCCAGCGUCAGCGACAGCGCCGGGCCCAGCAGCAGCGGCGGUGGAUCGUCCUCCGACAGCAGCAACUGUGGUGCCUACAGGCCAGGUGCCGACAGCAGCAGCAAGAGUGGCCGUGACACUGGCAGCAGCACCGGCUGUGGCAGCACCGGUGCCUGUUCUGCCAGCGCCGUUACGGCUACUGGCGCCAUUACCGCCUGCCCCCUCAGCUGCUGUCCUGGCCGUACCACCAACAGCUGCUGCAGCUGCAACAGGACCUUUUCGUGCUACACAGCCUCUCCUCCUGGACCUCUCACUGCCCCAACAGACUGUGAGGGUGCUCCCCAUCCCUCCCCCCCCCAAACGCUCCCUCGGACAACGCCAGCCCCACACGUCCUCCCUCUGCCGCUGGCCGCCGCACAUCACGCCGGCCCUCAGGUGCCUGCACUGCAGCUGCUGGACAGGACAGCAAGGACAACAAGCAGUGCAGGCAGCACCUCCUGCUCAGCCUGUCUCUUCAUACAAAACUGAAUGGGCGAGGAGGAAGAGGGCUGAGCAGAGGGCAGCGGCACAGCCAGGGACAGUCACCGCUGCCCGGGCCGGCGUGCCACAAGUGCAGAAAAUGCGGCCUGCCUAUGCUGUUGUUGAUGGAUGUGCUGUGAAAAAAAACACAGAAUUGUAUGCCAUGUCUGUUCCUCCCUGACAGGUCGUUGUUCUAAACCAGGUUAUUGGUGUUCUUCACCUGUGCU
Messenger RNA from Sardina pilchardus (European sardine), 1106 nucleotides. RefSeq lists its product as uncharacterized. The coding region runs from base 1 to 888 and encodes 295 amino acids. The record is from RefSeq and is a predicted model, not a curated record. Lineage: Eukaryota; Metazoa; Chordata; Actinopteri; Clupeiformes; Clupeidae. The transcript is spliced from 3 exons.